AAUAUUGUUCGAUCAUCGGUCAAGCGGUUGAAUAUUUCGUAAUUAGACAAUAUUUUCAAAGCUGUGCCAAUAAUUAUUACUGUUUAGUGUUCGUUUAUCAAUAAUAUUUAGUAGAAAGCCAUUUAUUCGAUAGUAUAUAAUCGCGAACGUGCAUAUGCUUUGUUGUGAGAACCACCUUUAUCUGCUGUCAUUUUGAGCUAUGCAACACAAUUUUUUCGACUUUUCGAUAAUGAUAUAUAACUUAGCGGUGGAAUAGUGCGUCUUGGACAAAACAAACGGGUAGUGGUCUCCGAAGGUCGUGUACUCGUCGAGGGUUCGCGAUGUGGCAUCAGUGGGUGGUGUGAUCUGGAGAAUGUGCGGUGGCGUUUAGUGCGUGAAGACGUGAGAAAGGGUGUCAGUAUGGAGGUAGUGGUGAAGGACGAGGAGCGCAUGCGGCGGCUCCGCGCGCUGGAGGAGCGGCUGUGCGACCCGCGGUCGCCGGGCAAUGUGGACUCGUUGCUGGACACGGUCGCGGCGCUGGUCUCCGACUGCGACCACCCGGCCAUACGCCGCAUGAAGAACGUCGAGGCCUACACUAGCAGAUAUGAAGAGUUUGCAUCUGAAAUUGUUGAUCUUCGUAUGAAGGCAGCAGAUUUUGACCUGAUAAAAGUGAUAGGUCGAGGAGCAUUUGGGGAAGUGCAACUAGUCAGACACAAGUCCACACGCCACGUGUAUGCCAUGAAGCUGCUGAGCAAAGUAGAGAUGAUCAAAAGGUCAGACUCCACCUUCUUUUGGGAGGAAAGACACAUAAUGGCACAUGCUAACUCUGAAUGGAUUCUCAAAUUACAUUUUGCCUUCCAAGACCACAAGUAUCUUUACAUGGUAAUGGAUUACAUGCCUGGUGGUGAUCUUGUUAGUCUCAUGUCUAAUUAUGAUAUACCUGAAAAGUGGGCUAAGUUUUAUACAAUGGAAAUAGUACUGGCGUUAGAUGUAAUCCAUAACAUGGGGUUUGUUCACCGAGAUGUUAAGCCAGAUAAUAUGCUAAUUGAUAAGUAUGGGCACUUGAAGUUAGCAGAUUUUGGUACCUGCAUGAGAAUGGGCCCGGACGGACUGGUGAGGGCUAGCAAUGCUGUAGGGACUCCAGAUUAUAUAUCUCCUGAGGUCUUACAGUCCCAAAAUGGAGAAGGAGUGUAUGGCCGUGAAUGUGAUUGGUGGGCUGUGGGUAUAUUUUUGUAUGAAAUGUUAAUUGGGGAUCCACCCUUUUAUGCUGAGAGCUUAGUAGGAACUUAUGGAAAAAUUAUGGAUCACAGGAACUCUUUACAAUUUCCUGAUGAUGUUGAAAUAUCUAAAGAGGCCAAGUCUCUUAUAAGAGGGCUGCUUACAGACAGAGUUAGAAGAUUAGGCAAGAAUAGUGUUGAUGAAAUCAAGCAACAUCCAUUCUUUUACAACGAACAGUGGAGCUUUGAUAAUCUCAGAGACUCAGUGCCACCUGUGGUCCCUGAGCUCUCUGGUGAUGAUGAUACUAAAAAUUUUGAUGAAAUUGAGAAAUCUGAUGCAUUAGAUGAAUCUUUUCCAGUGCCUAAAGCAUUUGUUGGCAACCAUUUACCUUUUGUGGGCUUCACUUACAAUGGUGAUUACCAACUAUGUGGCCGUAGAAACCAACACACAGAUGUUGUAGACACAAUCUCAACCAAUCAUGUCAACAAUGUUGGUUCUGAAGCCAUUUUGCAACUAGAAAAACUGCUGGAGCGUGAGAGAGAUGGCAGACGUAAACUUGAAGAUAGACAAGUGAGCCUCUGCGCUCAGUUGGAGGAACUGUCUCAGAGAGAAUCUAGAAGUAAAAAAUUAAUAGCCGACACUGACAAAGAGUUGGCAUUACUCCGACAUGAUCUUAAAGAAAUUCAGCGCAAGGCAGAAAUUGAAGCGGAAUCAAGAAGGAAAGCGGAAAUGAAUUACAGUGAAGCCAAAAGACGACUCGAGGAGGAACAGAACAAGAGAGCAAAAGAAAUGAGCAACCUACAAAAUUACAAUGAUAAAAUCAACACCCUAGAAAAGCAGUUGACAGAAUUACGUGAGAAACUAAAGCAAGAGUCGGAGGCGGCGGCCAAGGCGCGGAAACAGGCGGCCGAGAUGACGGCCGCGCAGGCCGCCGCCGCCGCCGUCAGCGACGGGACGACGGCGCGGCUGCGCGCGCAGCGGGACUCGCUCGAGCGCGAGCGGGCCACGUUAGCGGACGAGCUGGCCGCCGCCAAGGCCGGCAAGCAGCGCGCCGAGGCCGCCGUGGCGGAGGCGGGCGGGCGGCUCAGCGCCGCGCACGCCGAGCUGGAGCGCUCGGCCGCGCGCCUGGCGCAGGUGGCCAACGACAACCGCCAGCUGACGGAGCGCGUGUCGCAGCUCGAGAAGGAGUGCGCGUCGCUGGCGCACGAGCGCUCCGCCGCGCACCACCUCUACCAGCAGGAGCUCCGCGCGCACCAGGACACGCAGCGCUCGCAGCUGCUUUCCAAGCAGGAAGCCAACCUUGAGCUAGUCAAAGCGCUGCAAGGCAAGCUGAACGAGGAGAAGGCGGGGCGGCAGCGCGCGGAGGCCACGUGCCAGGAGAAGGACCGCCAGAUGUCCAUGCUCAACGUCGACUACCGCCAGAUGCAGCAGCGCCUGCAGAAGCUGGAGGGCGAGCAUCGCCAGGAGAGCGAGAAGGUGGUGGGCCUACAAGCGGCGCUAGAACAGGAGCGCGCCGCGCGCUGCGCCGGGGCCGGCGAGACAGCCGCGGCCGAGGCCGCCGCGCGCGCCGCCGCCGCCGAGCGCGACGCGCGCGCCAGGGACCUGCACAACGUGCGCCAGGCCCUGCACACCGCCUCCGAGAAGUUGGCUGCUGCCAGUGCUGAACGAGACAUGUACUAUACCAGGAGCGAGGAGCUACGAUCGCAGCUGGAGAACGAACAGCACUUCAGCCACGUGUACCGCGCGCAAGUGAGCGAGGUGCGCGCCCAGCUCGACGAGAGCACGCGCGCCGCGCGCGACCUCGAGCAGGAGCGCUCCAGCCUCAUGCACCAGCUGCAGUUGGCCAUCGCGCGCGCAGACUCCGAGGCCAUCGCCAGAUCGAUAGCCGAAGAAACCGUCGGCGAACUCGAAAAGGAAAAGACCAUGAAAGAACUCGAAAUGCGCGACGCCCUAGCUACGCACCGCAGCGAGUUGGCCGCCCGAGACUCUCUAGUGCAAGGACUGCGCGACCGUGAGCAUGAGAACCGUGCUACCAUCGAUUUGCAACGCAAGGAGGUAGACGAGUUGCGGCGCAGCGGCACAGCCCUAGCCGAGCGCGUGGCGGGCCUGCAGCGACUACAAGAGGAGGUGGAGCGGCUCAACAAGAAGCUCAACUCCGAGAUCAUGCUCAAGCAGCAGGCCGUCAACAAGCUGGCCGAGAUCAUGAACAGAAAAGACAUGAACCCAGCUGUAACAAAGAACAAAAGCAAGAUGUCUGUACGCAAGGACAAAGACUACCGAAAACUACAACAAGAGCUCACCCGCGAAAAGGACAAGUUCGACCAACAGGUCGCCAAGAUGCAACGCGAUCUGCAGGACACGCAACAGCAGCUAUUGGAGGAACAGCAGACGCGGCUGAAGCUAGCCAUGGAGGUCGACAGCAAAGACGUAGAAAUCGAGCAGCUAAAAGAGAAACUCGCCGCGCUGACCAGCGAAACAGCUUCCCAAUCCUCCGCCGACGCAGAAGACGGGGAAACCGAACAAACGCUCGAGGGCUGGCUCUCUGUUCCCAUCAAACAGAAUAUCAGGCGCCAUGGAUGGCGCAAGCAAUAUGUGGUCGUGUCGUCAAAGAAAAUCAUCUUUUAUAACUCGGAGAGUGAUAAGCAGAACACUACGGAUCCUGUUAUGAUCUUGGAUUUGAGCAAAGUGUUCCACGUGCGAUCAGUAACGCAAGGCGACGUGAUCCGCGCAGACGCGAAGGACAUCCCGCGGAUAUUCCAACUGCUAUACGCCGGCGAGGGCGAGGCUCGGCGGCCGCAGGACGCGCUCGACCAACCGCAGGACCAGACUGACCAGCAUGGUAACACGGUGCAGCACAAAGGGCACGACCUAGUGAGCAUCACGUACCACAUCCCGACGGCGUGCGAGGUGUGCACGCGCCCGCUGUGGCACAUGUUCCGUCCGCCGCAGGCCUACGAGUGUCGCCGUUGCCGCAUGAAGAUCCACGCCGAGCACGUGUCGGAAGCGGAGAGCGUGGCGGCGUGCAAGCUGCACGCGGACCGCGCGCGGGAGCUGCUGCUGCUGGCGCCGGGCGCGCCCGACCAGCGGCGCUGGGUGGCGCGCCUGGCGCGCCGCGUGCAGCGCUACGGCUACCGCGCCGCGCACACCAACCACGACCACACCAAGCUCUCGCCCAGAGACUCGAUGCGCUCGAACCUGAAGAUAUCGUACAUGAACGCGAGCCAGCGCAGCUCCACGCUGCCGGCCAACGCGUCGCUGCCGCGCCAGUAGCGCCGCCUGUUGUCGUGCACGUACACUAGCGAUGGACACAUGUUCGCAACCCCAUCUCGUUCAUCACCCAUCGGUUUGUACUAACAUUAUAUUUUCGUAGACAUCAUUUGUUUUGAUUGUGAUCGGUUUUCGUCCGCUCGACGGCGUUAUAUUUUGUUACGAUAUUUUUCGAUGAAUCUAUUGAAAAUAUGUUUUUGUAACUUAUUCAGUGAUUUAUAAAAUAAGCUAGUCUCAUGUAGUAAGUUCAAAUUUCGACUAAGUUAAAUGAUUCAGCUUGAUCGCUGUGAUAGUUUUUGAUGAUUUACAAGUGAGUACUUACGAGUGACGCGCGUUUGGAUCGGUCGGGGAGUCGCAGGUACACUAUUUACGCCCUGCACAUUUGCGAAGUAUUCGCAAUCGCACCUUUAUGCCAAUUGCGCCGUGUUGACCUAUUACACAAUAUGUAAUGUUAACAGUUAUACAUGACCUUACAUAAUACAUUAAGGUAGUAUGUACAUAUUUUUGACUCUUUGUCCGUGUCUGUAUGUAAUACGUUCAAUAACAUAUUUCACGAAGAACCGCAAAAACGGCACAUUUCUUGGUAUUUUCUCGAAUAUACAGGAGAAAGGCGUGCCUGGGCGAUCACGACCGCGAUCCUUUCUCGUGUUAAUAUACCGCAGCAUAUAAAAUAGCUCAUACGCAGACUAUAUUAAUUUUAGGGUGUUAUUACACAAUACGUAGACUCAGGGUAUCUUCCUCGCGUCCAUCCAGUUACGAUUACUCGGUAGUUUUGUACACGCGCUUUCAACCUUACAACUAGGCAACGAUCAUAAAGUUGCAGUUUACAAAAGAUUUGGCUACUUGUAAUAAUGGUGUAAAAUUUACUAAAUUAUUGAUAAACACAGUAAAAGUACAAGAAACUAAAAACUAUGCUCUCUGUGUUAUCAAAACAACUAGGCAUUUUUUCUGGGACCUCAAUUCUCUACCUAUGUAUGAUCUGCUUUGCAAUUCCAUACUAAAAAAUAAACAAGUACCUUAAUUCGUCUACCACUUAUUAAAUGUUCAUACAAUAAUAUCUAUGUUACAUUAAUCGGACAUAGUAUAUUUUCUGUUUAUUUUUGUAACGCCUAUAACCAGAUUUGCAUUUUAUUAUAUUUAGAUAUUUUUGUUACACUUUUGUGUUAAAAUUCUUUGUGUUAACUUGUUCGUAACCAACUUAUAAUUCGGUAUAUCUGUACUGUAGAAAAGGUUCCAGAAUUUCGUGAAUAAUAUUUUUGUGAUACUAAUACUAUCAAUGUAAAUGGUAAAUAUCCUGUACGGCCUACAGUGACGUGUUAAAAAAUAAUGGCCUAGCACGGCCAUAAACGUUCCAAUUAAAUGUUAUCGGUAUAACGACGGAAUUGUGACUGAGUAGGCUCUAACUUGGUGAUAAUCUGAUUCUAGAUACAAUUUUGGAUGUCAUAUUGCACUUUUUAAUCUCUAACUAAUGAUAUAUGUACAUAUAUACACAUAAGAUGCCAUUAAUUCUGGUAUUAAAUGUUUAAAACUAGCAUAUGUUUCUUUAAUGAAAACAUCGUUACAACAUCGGUCCGUUUGUAUUUCUAGAUCUGUUCUAAUGACUUAGAAUCACAGUACUGUACUAAUAAUCUGCACUGGUUACUAAACUAUUCUCACCUGCACUCGUUGCGUUCUUCCAUCUUGUAGGUAGGAGUAUUACAAGUACCGUGAGCACUCUCGGCGGGACCUAACGUGUUAGUGCAAGCAACGUACUUGCAACUUAACGAAAUCAGUGCCAUAAGUGAUUUGUUUAGUGAAACGGCUCCGGUAGUUGCUCAAAACCAUUUUUCCACUAAAACCAGCGAGUUACUUAAUUAUAUAAGACUCCCGUUCGGGCUUCCUUGAAUCAUACGAUCAUUACUGUUUAAGACUAGUGUACUGCGCUUAUUGUAUCGUUAUUACAAUGGCGGUUUGUAGGUUACGCGAACUAUACUAUCUAAAUACCUAAUUUUGUGUCUGAUGUCAAUCUUCGACAGGGCACUGAUAUUUAUAUGAUUCAAAGCAAUAAAAUCGGUUGUCGCACAGAUUAUCGACUACUAUAGUCUAAUUCGGAGUAUAUGGGUGCCAAAUGUGGGAUUUGACUAAUUAACUAUUAAUUGUACAAAACUUGUAAUAACUCCCAGUAGCUAAAUGCCGCCAAACGGCGUCAAUCAAGGGGUUAUUACGAUGCCAAGUCAAUACUUAUAAACACCAAUUUGAAUACGCCUUCGUAGGUUUAUAUAGCAUUUUCUACAGAUGUGAUUUGAAAGUACAAAAGUGUCGAGAGUACAUCUUGUUCAUUGUACUGACCUUGCCAGAAGUCAAGUGGUAAUGCGGUAUUACACUUGGCGGCUCGCUCAAUUGUUUAAGGCACAAGCAGACAGAAUGCAUUCCUGCACCUUAUACGUAUAGAAACUAUACAUUGACAACGCAGCUGAAGUAAGUUGCAGUAUAGUGUUUCGUUUUUGGCUUAUCCAAAUAAAAAACAAUACUUAUGUUUACCACAAAAUACAAUAGUGAAAUGUCGUUAGAACUAUCUUGAAAGAUCGAAAGAUUAUCAACUUUAUUUCUGUGUGAUUUAAAAUGACAAAGAAGACGGUCUCAUGGCGCGCCAUGCAUCAGCCCUGAGUGCCAGAAAAUACGGGUGUGCUUGAUAUAUUGAAUUUCUAAGCUACUUCUCAGUGUCAGUUGACAAUAAGUUGAACCUUCAACAUAGUUCAAACGACUGUUUAAUCGACUGUUUUGUUGUCUGUAAAAUAUUGACUAAUAACAAAAACGUAACAUUAUCAUGCUAUCCGUCUGCUUGAGCCUUCUCGAACGCCGUACCGCGCUCGAUGAGCUGUGAUAGUGAAGACGUGUCUACGAACACCCGUGGUGCUACAGGAAGCAGGCCUCCGACGCAUUGUUGUUACUAGUGGUUCUUGUUGAAUAGAUGCGCUGUUUAUUAUGGCUCACCACAGCUUCCUCCACGAUCCUACUUCAUCACCUUGUUUUUAUUGCAAUAGGUGGAGUGUUUUAAAUCGUCGACGUUCCUAUGGGUUUCCCCAAACCUAUCGACGCCGAAUCGGCUCUAGUCGACCAAAAAUCGCUCGUUAAUAGUAGCUCGUUAAUAGUGUGGCGUCGUCGCUGAACCCAUCCUUACGUAUGUUCAUACUAACGAGCGAUUUUUGGUCGGCGAAAGCCAAUUCCGCUUCGAUAUGUGUGAGGAGUCCCUAUGUCGUCACUUUCGCUAGCGCUGGAAUUGACAAAGAUGUGAAUGACUGGCCUAACAAAACUUUUCAGUUGUAUGAUGUCUCAUUUAUAUAAGUCAGUCAGAAUAAUUGAUGGUACAAUAAUAUAGAUAGACGAUUAGGGACUGAAGUCAAAGUAACGUGAUCGAGUUAGGAAGGUGACGAUUAGGAAUUGUGUGCUGACGAGAUGGUAUUAUAGACUAUUUAAAACGACGAUGAAAUAGGAUUGUGGAGGGAGCGGUCCUGAGCCUUUAUUAUUGCUCUACACACUGUUUACAUUCCUCCGACGAAAGCUAUGUUGAGUUUUGUUUAUCUUAGUUUUAUAUUGACUCAAGUUCAACUCUCUCGCUUGUCCAGUUAUCGCUUUUAUAUUUUUUUAGAUGUAAGUCCGAAACAAUCUCUGUUCAUUUAUGUAGGUACUGACAUACGAAUUUCAAAUUUACCUAGGUACUUAAGUGUUUGAUAGAUUGCAAUCACCGUAGUUGUACGCUUAUUUUUGAGAUGCAUUUUUAAAUAUAUACGAUUAGGCAGCUGUUGCAUUGUGUUACUCCAUUCCAUGAUAUUUUAUUUUUCGCGCGUUUGGAAAUGGUUCGUUUGCCAAAGAAAAUUUGAAAAUCAGCAUAAACAAAAUUAUUUCACGUCUUAUUUUAAUAGUCCACGUUUUGUUUCCGUGCUUGUCAUUAAUAUUAAUUCAGUAUGAUAAUAAUUAUUGUUAUUUACUAUGCAUAAUUAUAAACCUGAUUUUAUUACACGACAUUUUUCGGGAGUAUUUUUUUAAGUAAUCGUAGCCUUAUCCUUUAUACACGUUUGUAUGUUAAGAAAUACUCCCAAAUUGUCUGACGUAUAACUCCAAUAGUGGACAAUGUAAAAUCAUAUUAUGUAAAUUAUUUAUUGUAAUUCUAUUACAUCUCUUAUUGUAACGUUUUAUUUAUCGAGCUAAAAUUGUAAGUUCCUAACUAGCUAGCUUCUCAUUUGUAAAGAUACUUCGCAGUUAGCUUGUCGCCGACAGUGUUCGGCUUAACAGUUAUCGCGUAGAAAAGGUGUAACAAUUUUACUCUAAUACAUUAUGAAUCUAUUACUUUAUAAAAUUAUUUCGGAAUUGAGUAUGCGCCCGCGCCCCCGGGGGCUGAGCGAAUUAUUAUUAUUAUAUGUAUAUGCCUACGUCAUACGUGUCAUGCAAUAUACUAAUACCACGUGCCUUAGCUACGGCCCACUCCCAUAUCAUCUAGGCAAACUAUGUUAAAUCUAUCAAUAGUUAUUGUAAUGUACAUAUGUUUUUAAAAUAAACCGAUAUUUUAUGGAUUUUUAAGGAAUUUGUAUAUUGUAAAGAUUAUUAAUUAAUUUUAUCAUAAAAUUAAUGCCUAGCUAAUAAGUGCUACAUUUGUGAAAAAUAAAUAACAUUUAAAAA
Molecule: messenger RNA, 9120 nt
Organism: Leguminivora glycinivorella
Lineage: Eukaryota; Metazoa; Arthropoda; Insecta; Lepidoptera; Tortricidae
Gene: rock1
Product: rho-associated protein kinase 2
Exons: 13
Coding region: 400-4467 (1355 amino acids)
Biological process (GO): actomyosin structure organization; peptidyl-threonine phosphorylation; Rho protein signal transduction
Cellular component (GO): cytoplasm; cytoskeleton
Molecular function (GO): small GTPase binding; Rho-dependent protein serine/threonine kinase activity; ATP binding
Source: RefSeq, a predicted model, not a curated record